CUCUUCGCCGUCGCCUGUUUGCGAUUUUAUUUAUUUGUUAAUUUAAAAGAGAGAGAAAAAGGAAAAAGGAAUCUUUCGACAAUUUCUGUGAAUACGUUACAGAAAAGACGCUCCAGCUGCAGAUCGGCUCACAGGGACCUUGCUGACCGAUCUUCCUACUGAUCAACGGCGACACGAAACCAAAGAGUGCAUUUGCGUUGAUGCGUGUGGCUGAUCAGAGUGUAGAAUGUCAGGCCCGUUGGAUCGGUUCGCUAGGCCUUGUUUUGAAGGAUUUUAUGGUAGUGAUGAGAGAAGAGAGAGGAAGUCUGAUUUUGAGAACUCUGAGGAUGAACGCAGGACUAGAAUUGGGACUCUGAAGAAGAAGGCGAUAAAUGCAUCUACCAAAUUCAAACAUUCUCUCAAGAAAAAGGGCAGUAGGAGAAAAAGUGAUGGCCGAGUCAGCUCUGUUUCCAUUGAAGAUGUUCGUGAUGUUGAAGAGCUGCAGGCUGUUGAUGCCUUUCGACAAGCACUAAUUAUGGACGAAUUGCUGCCCGAGAAGCAUGAUGAUUAUCAUAUGAUGUUGAGGUUCUUGAAAGCAAGGAAAUUUGAUGUUGAAAAAGCAAAGCAUAUGUGGGCUGAUAUGCUUCAAUGGAGAAAGGACUUUAGUGCCGACACUAUUAUGGAGGAUUUUGAGUUCAAAGAGUUGAAUGAAGUUCUAAAAUAUUACCCUCAUGGGCAUCAUGGCGUGGAUAAGGAGGGAAGACCGGUUUACAUUGAAAGGUUGGGUAAAGUAGAUCCCAACAAACUAAUGCAGGUUACCACUAUGGAUCGGUAUGUGAAAUACCAUGUUCAGGAGUUUGAGAAAAGCUUUGCAAUAAAGUUUCCAGCUUGCACCAUUGCUGCAAAGAGGCACAUAGAUUCAAGCACUACAAUUUUAGAUGUUCAAGGCGUGGGCUUCAAGAAUUUUACAAAGUCUGCACGAGAUUUAAUUACGCGGUUGCAGAAUGUUGAUGGUAACAAUUACCCUGAGACCCUGUGGCAAAUGUUCAUCAUUAACGCUGGUCCUGGAUUUAGGCUUCUGUGGAACACUGUAAAGACUUUUCUUGAUCCGAGAACAACAUCAAAGAUUCAUGUUCUUGGAAACAAAUACCAGAACAAGUUGCUUGAGAUAAUAGAUGCCAGUGAGUUGCCAGAGUUUCUGGGUGGCAGCUGUACCUGUGCAGAUCAGGGAGGUUGCCUUCGAUCUGAUAAGGGGCCAUGGAAAAACCCUGAGAUACUGAAGAUGGUUCUUAAUGGUGAAGCACGACGUGCAAGGCAAGUUGUUAAAGUUCUAAACAGUGAAGGGAAGGUUCUUGCUUAUGCUAAGCCACACUAUCCAAUGCAGGUAAAGGGUAGUGAUACAUCCACUGCCGAGUCAGGAUCUGAAGCGGAAGAUAUUGCAUCCCCAAAAGCUUUGAAGAAUUAUUCACAUCUUCGAUUGACUCCUGUUCGUGAAGAGGCUAAGGUCGUUGGCAAGGCAAACUGUGCAGGUAGCUUCUCGGGUUAUGAUGAAUAUGUUCCUAUGGUUGACAAAGCUGUUGAUGCUGGUUGGAAAAAGCAAGUGGCCCUCCAGAGAAUCCAUGCUGCCAAAGGGACACUUCAACAACCUGACAUCCCUACAAAUCCAGAAGGAAUUCGAGGUCGGGUUUUGGUAGCGCUUAUGGCCUUCUUUCUGACUUUUCUCACUCUCUUCCGCUCAGUGGCUUCCCGAGUAACUAAGAAGCUUCCUAACACAUUGGAUAAUCACAAUCAAAGUAUUCCCAAACUCGCUUUUGAUGCAACAAACAAAGAAGAGGGCCGUCCUCCUUCACCAACAGCACCAUUUACUGGGGCAGAUCUUCUACCCUCUGUACUGAAAAAGCUAGUGGAGCUUGAGGAGAAGGUUGACAUGCUCCAAGCUAAACCAUCUGAGAUGCCUUAUGAGAAAGAGGAAUUGCUGAAUGCUGCUGUUUGUCGUGUGGAUGCCUUGGAAGCAGAGUUAAUUGCUACUAAAAAGGCUCUACAUGAAGCUUUGAUGAGGCAAGAAGAGCUGUUGGCUUAUAUCGACCGGCAAGAAGAAGCCAAGCUCCAGAAAAAGAAGUUUUUCUGCUGGUAGAAGUGUUGCCUGAUGGAGAGAGACUCUACCGAAACAGGAUUUGCUAAGCUGUUUCUCGAAGAUGUGAUCCCUACACGAGUACUUGACUUGACUUGACAUACCAACCUUUGAUCUCACAGACAAUAUAUCAUCUGAAAUGAUGCCACUUCUGGCUUAGUGAGAACGAUACGGAAAAUGACAAUUGAGUUUUAUUUUCUUGAAAGAUGUUUGUG
This is a messenger RNA of Prunus avium (sweet cherry), 2325 nucleotides long. Its product is annotated as phosphatidylinositol/phosphatidylcholine transfer protein SFH8. Lineage: Eukaryota; Viridiplantae; Streptophyta; Magnoliopsida; Rosales; Rosaceae. The record is from RefSeq and is a predicted model, not a curated record.